CCUCAUAAUAAUGCGGAGCUUUAAACAUGGUGCAGCCUGGCCCAUAUAGUCCUUGGGGCUUUUGAAGUUUUUGGGUUCGAGACUCGACUGUCAUCUCGACACGAUGGCCGAUUCCACUAGUACUGAACUUCUGUGGGGUCCGGGGGUCAUUGGAUUCGUGAUUGCUACAGCGUUCUAUGGAGCAGCUUUCGGGCAGUAUAUCUUCUACCUGAGAAAUUUUCCGCAAGAUUCGAAAAUAUUCAAAUUAUUUAUAAUGAUGGUCUUUUGUCUAGUAACAAUAAACCAAUACGCCUUGAUAGGGAUGUACUGGUCUAUCCUUAUUUCGUGUCGUCGUAGCACGUCUCUUAAGUGCAUGACUGAACUUCCGUGGCAGAUGCUGCUAGGGGUACUUGUGUCGGCUUGGAUCGUGUUCGCAGUUCAUUGCUUUUAUGCACACAGAGUGUGGAUAAUCACAGAACACAAUCGAUUCAUCACAAUCAUAAUUUACGCACUCGCCACUACAUCACUCGGUUUCGGCAUGAUCACAUGGGGUUUAAUAUUCCGCUCGAUGAGCCCUGAAGCUCUAUAUGGCACAAAAUGGUUGCAAUUCGCCGCUAUGUCUGGUGCAUUGUGUGAUCUUGUCAUUGCAGGGGCGGUCUGGUGGCAUCUGCGUCGCGCACGCACAGGAAAUAUCCGGUCAAAGUCGAGGAAUCAUCUCAAACAACUGACACAGAUUUUCAUUAACAUGGGUUUGAUGUCUUGCUUUGUGGGGGUCACGAUGGCUGUACUCUACCAGGUCCAGAAUGGCCAGUAUUAUUCCGCUGCACCCGGAUCACUGUUAGCGAAAACCUAUUUUAACUCGAUGAUGGCAGUACUCAAUGCUAGGAAGUCAAUUCGCGAACGACAACGACUUGCCCGCACUGCAACGGAGCUUCCUACCAUACCUACUAUACGUUGAUCGUUCGCUUAUGCUGCCAUUGGAUCUACCCAAUCCCUCACAUGGGAGAGUAUCUGAUCAACGAUGCGUCAAAGACGAGUGGUGUACUUAAGGCUUGACUCGGGCUCGAUGUUAGACAAAAGUUUAUAUUUUUACUAAUUCUAUUCUUGUUUCUAUUGAAAAUUCUUUGCCUCACUGUGCUGCUCCUCUC
Messenger RNA from Suillus paluster, 1127 nucleotides. RefSeq lists its product as uncharacterized. The transcript is spliced from 20 exons. Bases 104 to 937 code for a protein of 277 amino acids. The record is from RefSeq and is a predicted model, not a curated record. Lineage: Eukaryota; Fungi; Basidiomycota; Agaricomycetes; Boletales; Suillaceae.